Molecule: messenger RNA, 340 nt
Organism: Trypanosoma cruzi
Lineage: Eukaryota; Euglenozoa; Kinetoplastea; Trypanosomatida; Trypanosomatidae
Product: mucin-associated surface protein (MASP), putative
Exons: 1
Source: RefSeq, a predicted model, not a curated record
GUCGCCUGCUGCAGCAGCGCCUACUAACGACUCCUCGCUACCCGAAGGACCGGUAGGAACGACAUCCGGCACUGGACACACACGAAAAGAAGAAGAUGAAGAAGAAAAUGAAAUGCAGCAGCAAAGUGAUGAAACACAAGUCCAACAACAUCAACAGCAUGAACACCCCGCGGAAAGUGGCGAAGAAUCCGCGAAAGAUAAAAACGCCCUUCGUACAAAUGCCACCGCAAAUACAGGCGACAGUGACAGCAGCACCGCGUUCUCCCACACCGCCUCCCCUCUUUUGCCUCUUCUUCUUGUUGUUGCGUGUGCGGCUGCUGCUGCGGUGGUGGCCGCGUGA